AUGGAAGAAGUUAAAAAUGAUGAACUCGAUGAAGAUUUUGUUAAUGAAGUAGAGAACGCGAUAAAAUCAAUUUUUUCUCAGCUUCCUAUAAAAUAUAUAGGUUCUUCUACCAUGCAAGGAAUUUCAUUCGUAAAAUUUCUAGAAAACACCGUUGAACGUAUGAAUAGUUCAGAAGUUUCUUCUCUUCUCUCAAUUCCUUCUGAAUAUGAAUCCGUUAUUCAAUUUGUUGCACAAGAAGCAAUAAAAGAGUCCAUAGAAAAAUAUAAAGAAAGAAUGAAUGCUCUGAUAAACGAAGGAGGAAAACUCCCAAUUUUAUGGAAAAAAUCAAGUAAUUUUACCGAACAACUGGGUAAAGAAAUGUGCAAAUUUAAGGAGGAGUUGGCGGUGAGAAAUUCCAAAGAAUUAACAAUUUAUAAUGAAAAUAUUGCAAAAGAAUUAUGGAUAGAAUACGUAGAGAUUGGAUUAUACUCAAAUGAGAACAAUUCAUUUAAGAACGCUGAAGAUUUACAAUACGCAUUGAAGUUAUUUGAAUCAAAUUACAAUAAAUCGAUGAAGGAAUCUCCAGAGGCUGAUAAAAUAAUUACUUCAUACAAGACAAAUCAAUACUCAGCUGCAAUUGACUAUAUGGCACGAUUAGGAAGAAUAAACAAAGAAUUAGCAAAAACGAUGUAUACGAGAGAAGUGGCACAUAGAAAACAACUAGAAGCAUCAGCACGUGAAGAAGCACUUCGUAUAGAGAUUGAAUUAUGGUCACGUGAACGUGAGGAAUAUGAAAAAAAUAUCGAGAUUAAAACGUUAGAAUUGCAAGCAAAUAUUAGACAACAAAAACAGUUACAUCAUGAAGAAGAGAAGGGAUCUAAUAAAAUCAAAGAGAAUUUAUGGGUUUGUAUUAAGAAUCAUAUUAGAAAAAUAUUAUCGCCUUGCAAACACUAA
Rhizophagus irregularis DAOM 181602=DAOM 197198 is the source of this 933-nucleotide messenger RNA. RefSeq lists its product as uncharacterized. The record is from RefSeq and is a predicted model, not a curated record. Lineage: Eukaryota; Fungi; Glomeromycota; Glomeromycetes; Glomerales; Glomeraceae.